This is a messenger RNA of Chanos chanos (milkfish), 807 nucleotides long. RefSeq names its product regulator of G protein signaling 20 (gene rgs20). Bases 133 to 807 code for a protein of 224 amino acids. The record is from RefSeq and is a predicted model, not a curated record. The transcript has 5 exons. Lineage: Eukaryota; Metazoa; Chordata; Actinopteri; Gonorynchiformes; Chanidae.
UGGGCACGGUCACGAAGGCUACUCUUUGCCUGUCGGCGCAGUGAGGGUUACCUAGCUUCAGGCAACUAUGACAGUGACAAUGAGCACGAACAGGGAGAGAAAAGAACAGGGGAUGUCAUAUCUGCCCAGCCCAUGGGAUCAGAGCGGAUGGAGAUGCGAAAGAGGCAGAUGUCGGUGCAGCAGGAGUCGGUGGCGGGGGGCACUGCACCGACCCAGCAGGACCAGCAGGGCCAGGGGAACCGUGGCUCCAACGCCUGCUGCUUCUGCUGGUGCUGCUGCUGCAGCUGCUCUUGUCUCACUGUUAGGAAUGAAGACAGAGAGAACAGGAACAGGAGAGCCUCCUACGAUGUUAAAGGGGAAGGGACAGGAGAAAUCGAGGACAGUCCAAAACCCACUGUGGAGGAGGUCCGCUCAUGGGGACAAUCCUUUGACAAGCUGAUGCGUUGCCCUGCUGGCAGGAGUGCCUUCCGGCAGUUUCUGCGUACUGAAUUCAGUGAGGAGAACAUGCUUUUUUGGCUGGCCUGUGAGGAGUUCAGCAAAGAAACCAAUAAGACCAUUAUUGAGGAGAAGGCGAGGCUUAUAUAUGAAGACUACAUUUCUAUUCUCUCACCCAAAGAGGUGAGCCUCGACUCCAGGGUCCGAGAGGUGAUCAACCGAAAUAUGCUGGAGCCCACGUCCCACACCUUUGAUGAUGCCCAGCUCCAGAUCUACACGCUAAUGCAAAGAGACUCGUACCCACGCUUCAUGAACUCCCCAGUAUACAAAAACCUGCUCAAGAGCCUUUCUGAGCAGUCUCCGGAAUCCUAG